Messenger RNA from Micromonas commoda, 712 nucleotides. RefSeq lists its product with no specific name. The record is from RefSeq and is a predicted model, not a curated record. Gene Ontology annotation, cellular component: nuclear exosome (RNase complex); cytoplasmic exosome (RNase complex). The transcript has a single exon. Bases 25 to 693 code for a protein of 222 amino acids. NCBI's taxonomy places the organism in Eukaryota, Viridiplantae, Chlorophyta, Mamiellophyceae, Mamiellales, Mamiellaceae. Gene Ontology annotation, biological process: nuclear mRNA surveillance; nuclear polyadenylation-dependent mRNA catabolic process; U4 snRNA 3'-end processing.
GUGAAAGUCGGCCGCACCACCGUGAUGGCCGCGGUGAAGCUCGAGGCGUGCCAGCCCGACCCGGACGCGCCGGAUCGCGGAUUCCUCGACGUCGUCGUCGAGUUCCCGCCGAUGUGCUCGGCGUCCACGCGGCCCGGACGGCCCAACGACGACGCGCACUUCGUCGCCAGGCGCAUCGAGGAUGCGCUCCUCGACUCCGCGGCCAUCGACAAGCGGAAGCUGACCAUCAAGGAGGGGCUCUGGGCGUGGAAAAUCUGCCUGGACGUCUACUGCCUCGACCACGACGGGAGCAUGCUCGACGCCGGGCUCAUGGCCGCCCUCGCGGCGCUGAGAGACGCCAAGGUUCCGCACGUCAUCGUGGACGACCGCGGCAAGAUCACCUACGGCGGACGGAAAACCGACACAGAGUCGUCAAACAACACAGCCGUCGAGGGGAAGAUCGAGGUGGCCGCCGCGCCGGUGGCGGUGACCACGGCGCUGUACAGGAAACACCUCAUCGUGGACCCUGACGCGGAGGAGGAGCAGUUGGCGGACGCCACGGUGACGGUGACGAUGGACGGCGCCACCGUCGUGGGCGUGCACAAGCCGGGCGGAACGGCUGAGGCGAGCGAGACGGAUCUGAUGCACUGCGUCGCCGCGUGCAGGUUAAACCUCGAGGCGAGGGCGAAGGCCAUAGACGCCGCGUUCGCUUGAGAUGCAGAAUGCUCGUAUU